AUGUCUGGUACUACCAAGACCGGAAAAGCUAUAGAAAAAGCGUUACAAGUUUUUUCGGAAUCUGGGUCCAGGAAGGUGCAAGAAGUUGCGCAGGUAGCUAUCGUAGUUAGUGAUGGUCACUCCCACGAUAAUCCAGUUCCGGCUUCCAGGAAGUUACGGAAAAAUGGAAUUCUGCUAAUGACCCUCGGGAUCGGACAACAUGUAAAUGAGCAAGAAUUGGUGGAAAUGACUGGGGAUAAAGAUUUAGCAUUUCAAGAUGUACUUUCUACAGAAUCGCUAUCACAAUUUACAAAUCAAUUUCGUCGUAUAACAAAAGGAGAAAAGUGUGAUUUUGCCAGAGGAAAAGAAGGUUUUAAUGUAGUUUGUAGCCCAGAUCGUAUUAUCGUCGGAGCAUCGCUGAAAAAUCGAUUUAGAGGCCACAUCUUUGUCGAAGACCAUUUCCAUGACCCAAAUUGUCGUGCCAAUUCUACAACUCAAGAAGUCGACCUCUCAAUUGAUUUGGCAAAUUGUGGAAUGAUCGUGCAAUAUUCGCUAGAUCCGCCAGGGAUCCUGUUCUCAACUCGUGUGAUUCUGAAGCUGCAUCCGAAUUUUCGGACCAAGAAAGAUUUUUUGCUUGAUGUAAACUGUUUCUACCCGGAAAAUAAUGGAUUGAUUGAGCAAAAGUUUCGAGGAACCGGUGAUGAUAUAGGAAUUGCCUCAAAUUUUCUAGAUAUAUCCUCGCCUUGUGAAUAUUAUUUUACAACAGAACGUGAGGAAUGUUCAAGUAAAUGCGCAGAGCUUCACGACAACCUUGUACAUCAAUGGAAGUGCUCCACAGUAUCACCUACAACAAAAAUGCUCGUUCAUUCGUGUUUUAUAUUUGAUCCUUAUUCUCAAAAAUCGAAAAUGAUAAUUGAUAGCGAUGGGUGCUCUACUGAUCCAUCCGUCAUUUCCACCCCUAAAUAUUCCACUGGGCUAUCAGCCAAAGCUGACGGGAUGGUGAUACAAUUUCCUGGAGCUGAAUAUAUACAGGCUCGUUGCACAAUAUCAUUUUGCACGGCAGAUCAAAAUAGCGAUUGCUUUGACUUUCAGCAAUUAAAAUGCAACAAACGGAGGUCGAAGCGCCAGACAGCACCGCUUAAGAAACUAUCGUUUUCUGAUCAGCCACUUGUAAUUUUUGAUGACGAAGACGAAGAUCCUGUGCAGCAAGAUAUUUAUCAAGAUCCAUUUCCUUUGAAUGACUCCGAGGCUGUCGCUUCUGCUUCCACAGAUCCAGAUAUUUCCACCUCGACCUCAAAGCUUGUAGAAGUUACUACCAAGAAAACUGUAUUUAUACCAUUUUUACAUAGAGAAGUCGAUAAUAGUAAAAGUGAUGAUAUCGAAAUUUCGGUUCUUGGUAUUCCGCUAGAAACAGUGCCACAAGGAGAAAAACUUGAUGAGCGGAUUCUCGCCAAACUCUUCUCAACCCAAAUCCUGGUCGAGAGCCCCCUACUCCGAAUCGCCACCAAAAAACGCGUCCGAAAAUCCACAAAUUUCUGUCGUAAU
Messenger RNA from Mesorhabditis spiculigera, 1524 nucleotides. NCBI's taxonomy places the organism in Eukaryota, Metazoa, Nematoda, Chromadorea, Rhabditida, Rhabditidae. The record is from the annotation of a GenBank genome assembly.